Molecule: messenger RNA, 1565 nt
Organism: Pisolithus orientalis
Lineage: Eukaryota; Fungi; Basidiomycota; Agaricomycetes; Boletales; Pisolithaceae
Exons: 14
Coding region: 146-1522 (458 amino acids)
Source: RefSeq, a predicted model, not a curated record
ACGGGCACCUCGAGCUAGGAGUGGUUACAAAGCCACGUCACAACCUCGCACACCCACUGAAGCUACCCAGCCACGUAAUGCAGAUGUUCGCGUUACCGCCACGCAGAUCGAAACCACUCCUCCACCUUCUCACUCUAACACUAGCAUGGUUACAGAUGUUCUCGCUCCUGUGCCUGCUCAGGGUUUUUUGCCAAAUAGUACUGGUGGCCUUGUCCCUGCGUGCACUAGAGACAUACCCACAGAGACAACUUUGUUCCGGUCUGGUUAUCAACUAGAUCCUACUGUAGCUAGUCAGCCGGAUACUCCUCCAGGCAACAAACAUAUCUCUAUUGGAGCAUCGAUUGAAAACACUCGCACAUGUUCUCUCCCUAGUCGUAGUGAGAUGUCCAUCUCUGCCCCACCUGCGGAAACUGCUUGCCCAGGUUCUCCACCAAGUAGUACAGGCAUUCCUGUCGUGACUGAGGCUCAAGAUACGGAACUACGUUCCCCCGGAGGUGAUGUGGACACUCCUGAUCUCGUGUGCGUGGGCGACGUUUCUUCAGAGCUAUCCUCUUCGUCGCCCACCUAUUAUCUGGAUAAUGCAAAAGCUAAGGAGCAUGUUGAUCGUAUUCACCGUUUUCGUGUCCUAGUCAUUGGUAGAGCAAAUGCUGGGAAAACAACAAUCUUGCAGAGAGUUUGCAACACUACGGAUCAACCAGAAAUUUUUGAUGGAGAAGGACACAAGGUGGAUCCCACUCUUGUACAGGGUUCACUAAAGCGUGGCUACCACAACAUUGAGGAUGAGCUGGUCUUUCGGAGUAAUCCACGCUUUGUAUUCCAUGACUCACGUGGGUUUGAAGCUGGAAGUGAAGAGCAGUUUGAUAAGAUGAAGGAAUUUGUGACGGAUCGUGCCAAGACUGCCAAACUAGACAAGAGAAUACAUGCCAUCUGGUUUUGCAUCCCAUUGACUGACAGUCACAGGAUGGUUACAGCUGCUGAAACAAAGUUUUUUGAAGAAUGUGAUACAGGGCAUGUCCCUGUGAUUGUACUGCAAACAAAGGCUGAUAGCUUAGAGCUUGAGGCUGUUCAGCAGCUUGAGCAGGAAGGAUUGAGCAUAGAUGAUGAAUCAAGGGAAGCAGCCUUGGCAGAAGAGAUCCUGGAUGGCCAUAUUGCUAAGCUCAAGCAUUGGUUGGAUUUCUGCAGGUUUCCACCUCAUGACUAUUUGACACUCACUGGAAUGGAUGAAGAGGGUGCAGAUUGCACACCUUUACUAAGGUGCACAGCAAAUGCUCUGAGGGAGGAAGGGCUACAAAAGCUCCUCAUAUCAACACAGCAGUCUAACCUGGGACUGUGCAUUGAAUAUACUAUAAUGGAGGGGUUGAAGGGUGCUAUGAAGGAGUAUGGCCAGUUGGAACCUGAAAAACUCUCAGUGCUCCUUAUAUCAUGGUUUCCAUAUUUUGUGGGUAAAAUCAGGAAUGUUUAUUUGAUACAUCCUAACCAUGUUCAUUGGCACUGGUGGACUUGGAUUCAUAGCUUUGGGUGAGCAGAGUCAUGGAAGGUGGAGGGGGAUACAUGCUGACUAUGGG